GGUUACUUCAGUGACUUCCUUCCUCUUAUGAGCUUAGUAUAUAUUUGGUAUCUGACUUGUGUGGAAGUAUAUGACGUAUAAAAUUAAUUUAUUUCGGUCGAUAUACAUAUGUAUACCAAUUGUUAAACAAACUGGUUGGCGCGCGUAAAAUUGCUAUAGUUUGAAGAUAUUAGCUAAAAUUAUACCAAAGCGAAGUGUAUGGAAAUUUCUGUGAUUUCAGCCUCUAAAUACAGAGAAUAUAUGAAUAAAUACAAUCUAGCCCUUUAUCGUCGCUGUUAUUAAUUAUUCACAAUGCAGAACCGGACUUCCAACUAUGCAAAAUAUUCACAAUUUAAUUUUUCAAUUCCCGACUACUGUGUCUUUGGAGCGCUUUUGUUGUUCUCCACAGGAAUCGGUAUCUAUUUUGGCUACAUAAGAAAGAAACCAGUUAAACCAAGUCGUGAUGAGGAACUGGACGAUUAUAAUGUACCGGACUUUGGUUCUAAAGGAAUGAAUGAAUAUAUGCUGGGAUCCAGACAAAUGAAAGUGUUUCCAGUGGCAAUGAGUCUUGUUGCAAGCUACAUUUCUGGCGCAACUAUGCUGGGCACACCAUCGGAAAUCUACAACUAUGGCACUCAAUAUUGGUUCAUCAUUAUACCGAUCAUUUUGAUGGCAAUUACGGUGUCAAAAGUGUAUAUGCCAGUAUAUUCCGUGUUAAAAGUUAGUUCCUCUUAUGAGUAUUUGGAAAUUCGUUUCGGCGGCAGUGUUCGGACAAUUGCCGCGGUUCUGUUCACUCUUAACACGAUAUUAUACUUGCCAAUAGUUUUAUAUGUGCCCUCGUUAGCGUUUAAUCAAGUCACUGGAGUUAAUGUAUACAUCACCAGUAGCUUCGUCGGUUUAAUUGUGGUGAUCUACACAAUAUUGGGUGGUAUUAAGGCUGUGAUCCACACUGAUGCUUGGCAAACAUUGGUUAUGUUUAUUGGGCUUAUAGUUGUCGUCCUACUUGGAACGAUAUAUGCAGGUGGAUUUGGACCAGUAUUUCAGCACGCUGCUGAAGGUGGGCGCAUCAUAUUUGCUAAUAUAAACCCAUCAUUAUAUGAGAGACAGUCAUUAUGGGCUGUAUUGAUUGGUGGCUUUUUCUAUUGGACCUGUAAUAAUAGUGUAAAUCAGACUAUGGUUCAACGUUACUUGUCCCUGCCGACAUUGAAGAAAGUACAGCAAUCGAUGACCAUCUUUACGAUUAGUGCUAUAAUAUUCAUUUCGUUUUGCUGCUUUGCCGGUUUAUUGAUAUUUGAUUUCUAUCGAAACUGUGAUCCACUAAGCGCUGGACUUAUCUCGAAUAACGAUCAAUUACUACCGGUCUAUGUAAUGCAAAUUGUUGGUCAUCUACAAGGCAUACCGGGUCUCUUUAUAGCCGGCGUCUUUGGCGCAGGCUUAAGUACUUUAUCGAUAGGAUUUAAUUGUGCUGCUUUGGUGAUCCUUCAGGAUAUUGUGCGUGCUAGUUUUAAAGUGAAGCUAAGCGAACGCGCUUCAACGAUUCUUGUCAAAUUCACAAUAAUUAUUCAGGGUAUAAUUACGGUUGCGUUAAUUUUUGUACUCGAAAAGUUAAGUGGCAUUUUGAGUGUAGUGUCCUCACUGAUUGCCAUUGAAACUGGUACCAGUUGUGGUAUAUUCACACUCGGCAUGUUGGUACCAUGGAGCACAACGAAAGGUGCUUUGGCUGGCGCUGCUGCAGGCGCAAUUAUGUCAGGUUGGGUGUCUUUUGGCACACAAGCAGCAAUAGCAAGCGGUCAACUUGGUUCGCAUAAGUUGGAAGUUUUCGUAUCGGAAUGUCCCGCUAAUUCCACAAUAACUGUACCCGGUUAUGUUGAUGAGUCGGACGUAUUUCCCUUAUAUCGUUUAUCAUAUCAUUGGAUAACAGUAAUUGGUUUUUUAUCAACAUUGCUGGUUGGCACGGUCACAUCUUUCCUUUGCGGACCAAAGGAUUUGAAAACGUUGGACGCAAAUGUAAUAUCACCUGUAAUUCAUAGAUUUUUACCAAAGGAAUGUUUCAAUAUUACGCCUGAUUCAAGCCCUUAUUUUAGCCGAGCUAAUUCUGCACGAACAUCAACUUAUAUCUUGAAUAAGUCCAAACACAAAGGUGCUACGGAGAAAUACUAAAAUAUACAAAUUGAAUAAAACUUAAUUUUUAAUCUAUUUACUUUUUUAAA
Messenger RNA from Bactrocera dorsalis (oriental fruit fly), 2189 nucleotides. Its product is annotated as sodium-coupled monocarboxylate transporter 2-like. The record is from RefSeq and is a predicted model, not a curated record. Gene Ontology annotation, biological process: transmembrane transport; sodium ion transport. Gene Ontology annotation, molecular function: symporter activity. NCBI's taxonomy places the organism in Eukaryota, Metazoa, Arthropoda, Insecta, Diptera, Tephritidae. Gene Ontology annotation, cellular component: membrane. The transcript is spliced from 12 exons. Bases 292 to 2139 code for a protein of 615 amino acids.